CAUUGUUCUCGUACCGAUGGGAGCUGAGGUCCCGGUCAGCCGGCCUCAUGCUGCAGAGCCAGUGAACUCAGGUCGGGCUUCUCAGCUGCGAACAUAGGCAGUACUCAUCUUGGCCCUGGAAAGAAACUCAAGAAGAAGCUUUUGAAACAUAAAGCUUAGAUGGGGUUUGACCUCUGCUGGGCAGCUCCCAUCUGUAUGAGUUCCCCUGCUGAGCAGAGAAGAUGACUGCAGAAUUGAGAGAAGCCGUGGCCCUAGCUCCAUGGGGCCCAGUGAAGGUGAAAAAGGAGGAGGAGGAAGAAGAAAACUUCCCAGGUCAGGCAUCCAGCCAACAAGUGCACUCUGAGAACAUCAAAGUCUGGACCCCAGUGGAGGGUCUUCAGACAGGCCUUGAUGGAUCAGAAGAGGAAGAAAAGAGUCAGAACAUAUUCUGGGACAUGGCGGUAAUCCUGAAAGCAACUCAGGAGGCACCUGCUGCUUCACCCCUUGGCAGCUACUCGUUACCAGGGACUCUGGCCAAGAGUGAGAUACUGGAGACUCAUGGGACCAUGAACUUUCUAGGUGAUGAAACCAAGAACCUACAGUUACUGGUUCCAAAAACUGAGAUAUGUGAGGAAGCUGAAAAACCCCUCAUCAUAUCAGAAAGAAUCCAGAAAGCUGAUCCUCAAGGACCUGAGUUAGGAGAAGCUUGUGAAAAAGGAAACAAGUUAAAGAGGCAGAGAAUAAAGAGGGAAAAGAAAGAUUUCAGACAAGUGAUAGUGAAUGACCGUCAGUUAUCUGAAAGCUUCAAAGAAGAAGAAAACCAGAAAUGUAAGAAAUCUGGGGGAAAAUACAGCCUUAAUUCUGGCGCUGUUAAAAAUCCAAAAACCCAGCUUGGGCAAAAGCCUUUUACAUGUAGCGUGUGUGGGAAAGGAUUUAGUCAGAGUGCAAACCUCGUUGUGCAUCAGCGAAUCCACACUGGAGAGAAACCCUUUGAAUGUCAUGAGUGUGGGAAGGCCUUCAUUCAAAGUGCAAACCUCGUUGUGCAUCAGAGAAUCCACACUGGACAGAAACCUUAUGUUUGCUCAAAAUGUGGGAAAGCCUUCACUCAGAGUUCAAAUCUUACUGUACAUCAAAAAAUCCACUCCUUAGAAAAAACUUUUAAGUGCAGUGAAUGUGAGAAAGCCUUUAGUUACAGCUCACAACUUGCUCGGCACCAGAAAGUCCACAUUACAGAAAAAUGCUAUGAAUGUAAUGAAUGUGGGAAAACAUUUACUAGGAGCUCAAACCUCAUUGUCCACCAGAGGAUCCACACUGGGGAGAAGCCCUUUGCUUGUAACGAUUGUGGCAAAGCCUUUACCCAGAGUGCAAAUCUCAUUGUACAUCAGCGAAGCCAUACUGGUGAGAAGCCAUAUGAGUGUAAAGAGUGUGGGAAAGCCUUUAGUUGUUUUUCACACCUUAUUGUGCACCAGAGAAUUCACACUGCAGAGAAACCUUACGACUGCAGCGAAUGUGGGAAAGCCUUCAGUCAGCUCUCUUGCCUUAUUGUCCACCAGAGAAUUCACAGUGGAGAUCUUCCUUACGUAUGUAAUGAAUGUGGGAAGGCCUUCACAUGUAGCUCAUACCUACUUAUUCAUCAGAGAAUUCAUAAUGGAGAAAAACCUUACACAUGUAAUGAGUGUGGGAAGGCCUUCAGACAGAGGUCGAGCCUCACCGUGCACCAGAGAACCCACACCGGGGAGAAGCCCUAUGAAUGUGAGAAGUGUGGUGCAGCUUUCAUUUCCAACUCACACCUCAUGCGACACCACAGAACCCAUCUUGUUGAAUAACAAGUAAGGAAGAGGAAGACCUCCAGCAUUGGUCAUAACCUUCUGCCUCCCUAAUGAGACACCUCUUUGCUGUUUUCUUCCUCCUCUAUAAAAGUGAGGGCUAUGUCCUUAAAAGUUAGAGUUUUCAGGAAUGCAGCACAAAACACAAGAAAAGCAUUUCAGAGGCUAAUUUAAAGAAAACAAAAAGUAAGCACCUAAAGGCAAGGACUUUGUUUUAACUGUACCUUAAGCGGUCAUGUUUUCUGAAGUGGAAUGUGGCUUUCUUAGGAAUGGGUCAUACAAAGUUAAGUGGUAAUGAUGCUAUUUGGGGAAAGGUCUUUUUUGCUUAAUUUUGUUUUUUAAAACUCUGAUGAUUGCUUAAGCAACAGGCAGGUUAUCUGCCUGGUUGAAUUCUGGUUGAACUGUGUAUUCUAAUAUUUCUGGUUAAGUGGUGACUAGGUAAGGAAACCACUUGGGGUAUCAGUUCAACAAUUCACUUAUGAACGUUUAUAAGCUUUCCAUUUCCUAGGUAAUUUUUAGAAAGUCAGUCAAAACAAAAAAACUUUACUGAAAAUGGACAGAAAUAGGAAAUGGACUUUUUCCUUACUGUCUAUACCUCUUGAACCUUGGUAUUGUAAAAAUCUGGGGACCUCUGAGUCUAUUCUGACCAUUCCCUAGUCUGCAUGGCCAAGCACUCAAGGAUUGAUGGACACCACACACCAGCUAUAUUCAUUUGCCCAGAUCAACAGCUCCUUCUCCAAACAUCUCAAGCCCCCAAUUCCCAUCACAUUCCAUUUGGGUGAGAUGCAACUAACAGCCCCUUCCUGGAUAAAGGAGUCAAAGAAUAAAGCUUGCCUAGAGGCA
Cercocebus atys (sooty mangabey) is the source of this 2648-nucleotide messenger RNA. It is a transcript of the gene ZNF35, whose product is annotated as zinc finger protein 35. Gene Ontology annotation, biological process: regulation of transcription by RNA polymerase II. Gene Ontology annotation, molecular function: RNA polymerase II cis-regulatory region sequence-specific DNA binding; DNA-binding transcription activator activity, RNA polymerase II-specific. The coding region runs from base 222 to 1805 and encodes 527 amino acids. The record is from RefSeq and is a predicted model, not a curated record. Lineage: Eukaryota; Metazoa; Chordata; Mammalia; Primates; Cercopithecidae. The transcript has 4 exons. Gene Ontology annotation, cellular component: nucleus.